Wallemia ichthyophaga EXF-994 is the source of this 684-nucleotide messenger RNA. RefSeq lists its product as uncharacterized. The transcript is spliced from 3 exons. Bases 1 to 684 code for a protein of 227 amino acids. The record is from RefSeq and is a predicted model, not a curated record. Lineage: Eukaryota; Fungi; Basidiomycota; Wallemiomycetes; Wallemiales; Wallemiaceae.
AUGAGCUUUAUGAAGAAAAUGCAGUACACCCUGCCUGUUUCUCUAUCCGCUGUCGCUUACGCUGCUGUGAGAUCCCGCCAAUCCAUCAGAUGCUCAUCUACAGGCAGCAUUUGGAGAGACGCCAAUCCGAACUCACCGCGUGCAUCUCCUUAUCCGCUUGUUUUCAUACGUACACCGGAGAAUUGGGGUGAAGACGCAAAAGAAUGGCAAUCUACGCAAGGUUUACUCAUUGAGAAGGGAUUCGGAUGCUUGGAGAUCUUCUGCGAUGAGCACAAAGGCAGCACGUCUAAAGAAAUACUCAAGAAAAUGGCUGACGAUGUACAGCAACGGAUAAGGCUAGCUGCUAUUCCCUUCCCACCUGUGCUAUUCGCAAAGGGAAUGGGUACGCUCAUCGCUGAAACGCACAUCAGCGACUAUCCUGUUUCUGGCGUGGUUUUAAUCAAUCCACCUUACAUUGAUGGCGAGAAGUCGCCUAACGAGAAGGUACUGCCAAGCCCCGUUGAAACUUUCAACUACGAAGCUUUCCCGAGAAUUGCAGUAAUGGAUCAACUCAAGAACGUCGAGCAGCUUGAGCAGCAUAGGUUAGCAGACUCAGACGCGGAUUUAAUCAUGUACAACGGAGAAUAUGGCCAAAAGCAGUCGCUAUAUGAAAUAGAAAGAUGGCUUGACGAUAAAGGGUUUUGA